AUGGCAGGCAACCAUUCUAGAGGAAGGCAACCUCGAUUACAAAUCCGUGGUCCACCAAGUUGGAGGUUUAGCAAGGGGGUAAUCUCCCCUUCUCGUGAAAACUGCAUGGUUACGGAUACGAGUACUAGGAGUAUUUCAUCCUUUCUCGAGGCAUCAGAAUACCAGCAGCCAUCUGCGCGUAUGAAUGCAGCAAGUGAAAGCCAACAGGAAGAUGGUCGCAUGAGGAGUAUACUGAGCACGAGAACCAAACUUAAGAUCGGCUUCUGGAAUGUCCUUACCAUGUACGAGACAGGAAAGCAGGCUCAAUUAGCAGAAAAAAAUGGUAGACAUCACGAGGGAGUAGCAAUUAAUCUGAGUAAAGCAGCAGCGAAGUCACUGAUAGAGUACCAUCCUGUAAAUGAGAGAAUGAUGAGAGCAAGACUCGACACAAAGCCAAUUAAAACAUCCAUCAUACAAGUCUGCUCUCCUACUAAUGAGGCAGAAUAUGAAACUAAGCAAGACUUCUACGAAGCACUACAGGCCGAACUUGAAAAGAUUCCAAAACAUGAUUUAACCAUCAUCAUGGGGGAUUUUAAUGCAAAAAUAGGCCAAGACAACAUUAGAUAUGAUAGAGUCAUGGGAAAAUAUGGCUGUGGUACCAUGAAUGAGAAUGGUGAACAUCUUGCAGAGUUUUGUGGUUACAACAACUUCGUUAUAGGUGGGACGUUAUUCCCACACAAGGACAUACACAAGCUCACAUGGAUAUCUCCCGGACGAAGAGGCAAAAAUCAGAUAGACCAUAUUGUUAUAAAUGGAAAAUGGAGGCGAUCUCUUCGGGAUGUGAGAGUAAGACGAGGUGCAGAUGUAGGCAGUGAUCAUCACCUUGUAACUGCAGAUUUUAAACUUACACUGAUGAAAACUAUACCCAAGUACAGCUGGAAAAGAUUCGAUGUUGGCAAGCUUAGUGAUACAAAAACCAAGCAAGAUUUUAGAUUAGAACUGAGAAACAGAUUUUCUAUCUUGCAAGCUAGUGAUAUAGACGAAGAGCAGAUAGACGAACACUGGCUGAAAGUAAAAGAUAAAUUUAGCAAUAGAAGUGAGAAAGUUAUUGGCUUCAAAAAACAGAUACACAAAGAAUGGAUAACACGAGGUACAUGGAAACUCAUUGACAGCAGAAAAGAACUAAAGAAGAGGUUGUGCAACACACACUCAGAAAGAAUAAAAGAGAAAUUAAGAGAACAAUACUCUGACUGA
Saccostrea cuccullata (small rock oyster) is the source of this 1233-nucleotide messenger RNA. RefSeq lists its product as uncharacterized. The record is from RefSeq and is a predicted model, not a curated record. The transcript has 2 exons. Gene Ontology annotation, molecular function: catalytic activity. Gene Ontology annotation, biological process: chromatin remodeling. The coding region runs from base 1 to 1233 and encodes 410 amino acids. Gene Ontology annotation, cellular component: nucleus. NCBI's taxonomy places the organism in Eukaryota, Metazoa, Mollusca, Bivalvia, Ostreida, Ostreidae.